AUGUCAGCCUUACUCGUCGACCCACAAUCAGACUCACUUAUAGGAGAGGCUACUAUGAAGUUUUUUGGCAAGUUUAUACCAGUCCGUAGAGUAGCUCAGUCUUUGAGACUACCGGACGGGACCCAUCCUCAAGCAACAGAGACGUAUGCUCAGUCUUCAGGUGUAUGGACGCGUGGCCGGAAAAUAUUUGGUAUCAGAUUAGUUACCUCAAACAACUCCAAUACCCCGCUUGAGCAAGGCAAGCCGUACUUUAUUGAGGGUCAAAUCACAGGCUCGACAUUUUUGAAAGUCCCGAAGUUUACAUGGGUAGCAGGCGAUGAAAGAGUAUCAAACAUAGGGCUACACUAUUCUGAAUGGGAGCGCGUCGCCGAGGCAACUGUCUCUUUUGCCAGCAUCUUAGUAACUGAUUCAGAAUCGUCUUCAAGCGAAUUGAACAACGACUUUUAA
Molecule: messenger RNA, 447 nt
Organism: Puccinia triticina
Lineage: Eukaryota; Fungi; Basidiomycota; Pucciniomycetes; Pucciniales; Pucciniaceae
Exons: 3
Coding region: 1-447 (148 amino acids)
Source: RefSeq, a predicted model, not a curated record